This is a messenger RNA of Vanessa tameamea, 374 nucleotides long. RefSeq lists its product as uncharacterized. Bases 1 to 369 code for a protein of 122 amino acids. The record is from RefSeq and is a predicted model, not a curated record. The transcript is spliced from 3 exons. Lineage: Eukaryota; Metazoa; Arthropoda; Insecta; Lepidoptera; Nymphalidae.
AUGGCUUACCAUUUAGAAAAACUAUCCUCUGAUAUACUUGACGAAGAUUUUGCAAAUAUUUUUAAACCGAUCCAUCUUCUACAAGCGAUUGUCGGUAACCUUAAUGUGAAAAUUAAACACGGCUUCGUCACGCCUCCUUCGAAGUGGUACAAUUUAUGGGGUGAAAUGAAAGACAAUCAACAAAGAGAUAAAGAAAUUUGUUUCAUUUUAGGUGAAAUCAAGCGGAACGCGAAACGCAUGUUGUUGUUAUUGGAUGUGAAAAACGACAUAUCUUUAUAUGAUAUCUACACGCUGAACGCGCGCCUCCUCGUGCGCACCCUCGGCGUCGUAACCACUUACACGGUCAUUAUUCUGCAGUUUUAUGUAUAAUUACA